Cylicocyclus nassatus is the source of this 1821-nucleotide messenger RNA. Lineage: Eukaryota; Metazoa; Nematoda; Chromadorea; Rhabditida; Strongylidae. The record is from the annotation of a GenBank genome assembly.
CCCUAAUCCUGCUAGACGCAGGAUCUUCAUCUGACACUUUUCUCACAUGCAGCUUUGACACAUGCUUCUCACCUCAAAACCAACAAACUGGAGUUCAGAAAUCUAUGUAAGCCAUGGUGAUACUACGGCUGUCGAUUUUACUCGUCGUGGUUAACUCUUAUAAAAUUCUCGUUGUCAAUCCCAAGAUAGGAUAUAGUCAUAUGAAUUUCAUGGGUAAAAUUGCUGAUACCCUCGCUGAUGCUGGACAUGAUGUGGUAACCCUACAACCUACCCUCUUCCCCUACCCAAGCAAUGGAACCACGAAGUCUUUUGUGAUUCAAACAUCCAUUGGCAAAGAUUUGCAAAGGGAAUUCAUCAAAGCACAUUACCAAAAGCAACAUAGCAUGUGGACAGCUAGCUGCACAAAUCCUGUCGGUGUUAUCGGAUUUGCUCCCACAUUUGCUCGGAUCAUCGCUGCGUCAGUGUCAAGUGUUUUGGAUGACGACGAGACAAUAGAAAAUUUGAAGUCUGAAAAAUUUGAUGUUGGCAUUACCGAACUGUUUGAUUUUACCGGCAUCGCUGUAUUUGAGGCCAUAGGCCUUAAGAAUAUGAUUGGAACUCAUGCUUCGAACUCAUUAGCUGAAAGCACUGCAUACGCCAUUGGUGCUCCGGUAAUUCCCAGUUUCAUGCCAGCCUCGCAAGGAAUAACGGGCGAUUCAACAUCGCUCUCUACCCGAGCCGUGAAUUUUUUAUUCACUGUGCUGUCGUGGUAUUUCCAGAAAUCUGCAGCCAGUGCGGCUGAGUCUAUGAUGAUGAAGAAAUUGGGGAAAACCGCCACUCCCAUUUGGGAAUGUAUUGCAAAUAUGCCGUUUAUACUAACUAACGCUGACCCUUAUCUGGAUUUUCCAAAACCUACUCUUCAUAAAGUCAUUGACUUAGGUGGUAUAGGUAUACAGGAGCCGAAGGCGCUGAGCAAGGAGUGGGAUCGAAUUCUUGGCUUGCGAUCGCAGACGGUACUGAUCUCAUCUGGAAGCGUCGCAAGGAGUAAUUUCAUGCCAAUUCAAAUAAUGAAUGCCAUUGUUGAAGUUGCUAAAUCUAUUCCUAAGGUUACAUUUAUCUGGAAAUAUGAAGAUCCAGACAACGCACCAUUUGCCGCUGGUAUAAGGAACCUAGUUCUCUCGGCAUGGACUCCUCAAAGUGAUCUGUUGGCUGAUAAUCGCUUGACCUUAUUUGUGACCCAUGGUGGAGCCGGUAGCUUGAUGGAAAGCGCUUUUCGAGGCAAACCCCUCGUUGUUGUACCUUUGUUUGCCGACCAGACUAGAAAUGCUAAGCUGGUAGUAAAGUUCGGUUUCGGAAUGAUGUUGGAUAAGAAAAGCCUUUCCGACAGCAAGGUUAUCAGCGCUACUAUCAGCCGUGUACUUAAUGAUUCGAGGUACCAAAAAGCUGCUCAACGUGUUCGGAACAUCCUGGCUAAGCAAACGCUGUCACCUCAGCAAAAGUUGGUAAAGGCUGUCGAGUUGGCAGCAGAAUUUGGUCAAAUGCCUGAGCUAAGGGUUGCCGGUCGUGAUCUUGGUGUCAUUGCCUACUACAAUCUAGACAUUUAUGUGUUGCUGAUCAUUUCAAUCGCACUUAUUCUUGCUUGUAUGAUAGCUAUUCUCCGGCUAUUGGUCAGAUUACCGAGUGUGAAUCGAAUCGUCAAAAUCAAGAAACAAUGAUUUCUAGGACAAAUAAUGUAAUUAGGUGAACUGCAGUUCUCCUAGAGAUUUGCAAUUAUGUCUAUUGUUAUAGUGAAUUGUAUACAAGUAGAUAUGUGAAUAAGAAAAAUAAAUUAUCUAUUGGUUG